CCAGCCCAGCCCGUGUGAAACCCAAUAACCGAGAUCAUUCAACAAUGCCUUCCCUUCUCUGCCUGCAUCUUUGCUGCGCCAAGGAGGAGCGCAGGAGAUUCAGAAGGUGCUCCUCCUGCCUGUGAGGUGUUGGGUCGGUUCCCUCCACGCGCUGAGCAGAGCAGAGCUCAGAGAGAGAGACGCACAGAGAGAGGCAGUGUUGGUGAAGGAGGAGGAGAAGCAGCAGCAGCAGCAGCAGCCCACAGCAUGCUUGCUGCCGCGGGAGUCAGGAUGGAGCAGCUGUCGCCCUGCGUGUGGCUUCUCCUGUCUCUUCCAGGCGCUCUCCAGGUCGCGUCUCUGGAACCAGGCGCUGCGCCCUCCUCGUGCCCUCCGCUGUGCCACUGCGAGGAAGAUGGCAUCAUGCUGUCAGUGGACUGCUCGGAGCUGGCUCUCUCUUCCGUGCCGGGGGGCUUGAGUCCCUUCACAGCCUACCUUGAUUUGAGCAUGAACAACAUCAGUGAGCUGCUGCCUGGGGACUUCCACCACCUGCGCUUUCUAGAAGAACUGCGCCUAUCUGGAAAUCAACUCUCUAAGAUUCCAGGGAAAGCAUUUUCUGGCCUCUACAAUUUAAAGAUUUUGAUGUUACAGAACAAUCAGCUCAGUCGGAUCCCAGCAGAAGCUCUGUGGGAUCUUCCAAACCUUCAGUCACUGCGUCUGGAUGCCAAUUUGAUCUCUGUGGUACCCGAGAAGAGCUUUGAGAGGCUGCCCUCCUUACGCCACCUUUGGCUGGAUGAUAAUGCUCUGACAGAGAUCCCUGUCAAAGCACUCAACAACCUGCCGGCUCUACAGGCCAUGACACUGGCCCUCAACCAAAUCUGGCACAUUCCUAACUACGCCUUCCAGAACCUCACCAGCCUUGUGGUACUACACCUGCAUAAUAACCACAUCCGCAGCCUCGGAACCCACGGCUUUGAAGGACUCCACAGCUUGGAAACUCUGGACCUAAAUUAUAAUGAGCUGGUGGAAUUCCCAGUGGCCAUUAGGACACUCGGCCGACUUCAAGAGCUGGGCUUCCAUAACAACAACAUCAAGGCUAUUCCAGAGAAGGCAUUUGCUGGGAAUCCAUUGCUCCAGAUUAUGACUUUGACCCGGGCUGGCAUCCGUUUGCUUCCUGGAGGAAUGUGCCAGCAGCUGCCCAGCCUACGAGUUCUUGAGCUCUCACACAAUCAAAUUGAGGAGCUACCCAGUUUCCACCACUGCCAGAAGUUGGAAGAGAUUGGCCUUCAGCACAACCGCAUCCACAAAAUUGGAGCAGACACCUUUGGGCAGCUCACAGCCUUGCGCUCCAUAGACCUGAGCUGGAAUUCCAUUCAGUCUAUCCACAUGGAUGCCUUUGUGACCCUCCGCUCUCUCAUCAAGCUAGAUUUGACUGACAAUCAGCUGGUUACGCUGCCAUUGGCUGGAUUGAGCGGACUGACUCAUCUGAAACUUAAAGGCAACCCUGCACUGUCUGAAUCCUUCACAAAAGAGAGCUUUCCCAAGAUGAGGGUCCUGGAAGUGCCCUAUGCCUACCAGUGCUGUGCGUAUGGAGCCUGCAGCAAUUUCUUCAAAAUGUCUAGUCAAUGGGAUUCUGAGGAUAUGAGUCCUGAGGAUGAGGACGGCCACAAGAGGACCUUGGGACUGCUUACAGGCCAUACUGAUAAUCACUAUGACCUGGAUAUGGAUGAUUUCCAACUGGAACUUGAGGAUUCAAAGCUGCACCCCAACAUCCAGUGUACCCCAAGCCCUGGCCCCUUCAAGCCCUGCGACCACCUGUUUGAGAGCUGGGUCAUCCGCCUGGGUGUCUGGCUGAUCACACUGGUCUCCAUGCUGUGCAAUGGGCUGGUCAUGGCGGUUGUCUUUGCUUCGCCCGGCUAUCUGUCCCCCGUCAAGUUUGUCAUUGGCGCCAUUGCUGGAGCCAACAUGCUGACGGGCACGUACUGCGCCAUCCUGGCCUUCGUGGACGCCAUCACCUUUGGUCACUUUGCGAAAUACGGGGCCCGGUGGGAGACGGGCGCAGGGUGCCAGGUGACGGGCUUCCUGUCGGUGUUUGCUUCGGAGGCUUCCAUCCUUCUGCUGACCCUGGCCGCUGUGCAGUGCAGUCUCUCGGUGUCAUGCAUGCGGACCUACGGGAAGGUGCCGUCUUUCGGCACCGUCAAGGCAGGUGCGCUGAGUUGCCUGGCGCUGUCUUCAGUGGCUGCAGCACUGCCUCUCUUCUCCGUUGGGGAGUACGGGGCAUCCCCCCUCUGCCUACCCUACCCACUCCUGGAUGGGAAGCCUUCCAUGCUGGGGUUCAUGGUCGCCCUGGUGCUGGUCAACACCCUCUGCUUCCUCAUUAUCACUGGAACAUACAUCCGCCUCUAUUGCAACCUGCUGAAAGGAGAGUUUGACUCUGUCUGGGACUGUGCUAUGAUCAAGCAUGUGGCUUGGCUCAUUUUCACCAACUGCCUUCUCUAUUGCCCCGUGGCCUUCCUGACCUUCUCUUCCAUGCUCAGCCUCUUCCUCAUUACCCCCGAGGUCAUCAAGUCUGUGCUGCUGGUGGUGCUUCCUCUGCCAGCCUGCCUGAACCCCCUGCUCUACCUGCUGUUUAACCCACACUUCAGAGAUGACCUACGGCUCCUGAGGCAGAAGAGCCAGGCCCGGGAGAGCUGCGCCCAGUCCUACGUGUCAGAGGACACAGAGAAGAGCUCGUAUGACUCUACCCAGGCCCUGGUUGCUUUCUCUGACAUGGAUCAUAUAUUUGAGGCACCAGACAUCUUCAGAGUGCCUCCUAGGUGCUCGUCGGUACUAGAUGCCUACAGCUACCCAUCAGUGACUCUCAUCCCACACCAGCAAAAGGCAGGUGCCGGAGGACACGACAGUGGCUUCUCCACUCACCUGUCCUACCUUGCUGAUGAUGAGUUGCUCAUCGCAUCGGAAAGCAGAGACCCGGCAAGGAGCAGCCUUAGGAUUGCCUUGUUUUCCACACCGCCUGCACCAGCCUUCACGUCUCACUUAUAAACAGUCGUUCAACCUCCCAGACCUGGUACACAUUCACUCUGUGAAAAGCCUACGCAAGAGCCCACCUGUAGCCACCAACAGCUUUGGACAAUGGCUGUUCUGGGGAAAGGGUGGCACAGUUUAUUGCUUCUUCUGGGGGGGGGAGGCCUUGAGAGCCUGCAAGGUGCUGCCAACUCCAUGUAUCCUAGCUUACUGGAGCAUUGUCUUCUGCUCUCUUGCCACACCAGUGUGUAAGGUAGUGUGGGUCCUUCAAGGGGAGACGACGACCAGGGGACCAUUGAGUUAAAAUCUUCUGACACACAACAGCAAACCAAAAUGUAGCAAAACGAGAAACAGCUAACCAACUAUGAUGCAGCUUCCCAGGAUACAUCUGGUCCUGCUCCUCAUAAAUUAUGUGGAGCAGGCAACAGAGUGCUAUCCCCAAUUAACCUUGCCUUAGAAUGAUAACAGAUGACAAAUAAGGCAGUGACUGAGCUGCUGUAUAGACAUGACAAUGUCUGCCAGGGUAGAUCGCGCAACACCAGCUGAACAUAUGAAUUGCACCGCAGUCUUUCCUCUUCAUUCUCUGUAAUGAGGUGUGCCAUCAGUUCUGUUCUACAAAUGGAGAAGAGGAGCUGCAGGUAACAUACUAUUCUUUAACUUGGGAUGCUUCAGUUUCAUUAAUCCUGGUCUCUCUUUUUUAGCAAUGAUGCACCUAUCCAGGCUGCAGAUGUCUAAAAUUUACUUCUAAGGCACCUAAAAAUGAAGUGAGAAUCCCGGGCAGUGACAAAGUCAGGAUUAGAUCUCACCAAGGUUGUGCCAUGUCAAGAGCCAAACCAUGCCAUAUUUUAGGUUCACCAUUUAGGGUAGAAUGACCUGCUUGUUUCUGGUGUCACUGAAGCCCAUAAAUGCAAAACAUGAGCUAAAAUGCAGUGUAAUGAAUUUGGUGUGUUUCCAUAAUCUUUUGGAACUCAUGUAAACUCAUCCCAAUGAGCACGUAAUGGAUAGAUAUUCUACCUUGUAGCACCCCCUCAUUUUUAAAAAAACUGCUGGUGUUGCAAGGAAGAAGACUUGAGUACAGUGAAAGACUGAAGAGAAGAAAUUUAAGGCCCAGAUAUAUUCACCAUAACCCAGAAAUCCCCAACAUAAAAAAGUCUUCUUGCCCUCUAAGCCAAGCCUGACAAAGGGCAAUUGCAGCUAAAGCCCAACCAUUUACAGAUUCCAGAAUCCAGUUGCAUUGCUCCGGUUCCGCAAUUCAAUUAUCCUCUCGCCUUCUUUGCAACUUGCAAUUAUCCUCUCACCUUCUUUGCAACUUGUAUACAGAAAUCAUGAAAGCAAACUCACAUCUCUUGCUUUUCCACCUAAAAGUACCUAUGCUCUCAGUAAGAACUAUAGUCCUACUGACAGAUGGGAAACAGUGACACAGGACUAAAUCUUGAUUGGCACAGGAACAAACCUUAAUUGAAGCCACUUGAAGGUUAAGAUGUAACUUGCUGCUUGAUGGAUCUUGAUGGAUGCUCCUAGAAAGAGCAAGAUACAGAAAUUAUCCCAACUGUUUAACAACUACAGCUUGCUGGAAUUGUCCAGGUUAAUUUCCAGGCUGGUUUCCCCCCCUCUUUUUUUCUGAGAAGGCAUAGUUAUCAAUUAAUAACUUGUCAAGGGAGGUAGGAAAAAAUUCCUGUCGUAGGGGAUUUUAUUGCUAACAUUUUAAUACCUUGCAGAGCACACUAUCAAGCAUAUAGUCUAGACUACAUAUGCAGUUCUGCUUUUAGGAAAGUUCUUAAUAUUUUCAGGAGAGAAAUGUAGAAUGAAACACAGAGAAGGAUGUGGAAAAAUGUUACAAACACACCAGGUGCCUUUUCCUUCAAUCCCCUUAAGGAUGAUUCUGCUGGAAUAAUUUUGGUUACUACAGUGUUCUGGUUGGGUAGAACUCCAGAACUCUUGAAGUCCCCACUUGCUACUUUGGCUUACUUCAAUACAGUGUAUGAAUGGAAGCUGGCUUAAAUGUCUUGGGACGAUUCAUUAUGGCCUAGAGAAAAAGAUGUAACACAUAUAGGGGUAAGCCCUUUUGCUGCUCAGCUUCUCCAGAACUAGAAUUAGUAUUAACCAUCCAUACCUGGAAAGAAUUGUCCUCCUUGGGGCUGUAAGUUUGAGCGCAGCUCAGUCAACUUUUAGAAAUGCAAAAUUCCUACAACUUGUAGCAUCAAUACGUCCAAAAUCAACCACAGGAAGUAUCAAUUUAAAUGCCUUUACACACCAUGUUUGUUAUUGUCUGUAUAUACACAUUGCCAUAUAUGAUGGCAUACGAUGCUAGCAUGAGCGUGUUUGUAUAUUAUGUGUAUAUUUAUAUAGAGAGCUAUAUAGCCAUUUGCCCUCUCUUUUUGACCUUGUGUCAUCUUUUUUUUUUUUUUUUUUGUAUAUUGAUGUGUAAAAAGCACUCUGGAAGACCUUGUAGAAAAUUAAAAAAUUGUUAAUUUUAAAACCAUGCUUUAUUUUGUUUCUAUGAUUUAGUUGGGGAACCACAAACCCACAGGCUUGUUCCUACAUGCUCAUUCCUUGUGACAGCUUGUGUCUAGGCAUAAUCUUAUCACAGAUGUAUCGCCACAGAUAUAAACUCAAUGUUUUCCAGCUGAGUUGGUUCAUGUGUUCAGUUGCCAGUCAUCAGGUUUAAGAGUUCUCUAGUGACAUGCAUGAAGGUGAACGAGAUCCAGUGUGUAUGCUAGGAAGUACCAGCAUUAUUUAACAUCACAGCAAGUGUGGUUUGGGAAAUAUGGGGGGGGGGACAAGACAGACAUAAUCUCAGACAGAAAGUGAAAGCCUCUCUUUUAAUAAAGGAGUCUGACUUGACAGCACCAAAGACAAACUAGCUGCUGGAGCAUUAUAUCAACUCUUCAAGAAAACCCCUCCCCACCCCCAAAUCUUAUCUGGGUCUUGCAUUUCAUGCCUUUAUAGGAAAGCUCAAGGAGAUGAAUGAAUGAACACUCCCACUUCAGUGACAGUCGGCUUUAAAGAAGGCUUAUACACAAUUUUGAUAGCCUGUGACUUCAGAUAGCUGAAGAACAAAAAGGUACAUCAAAGUUGUUGUUUUUAAGACAGAUUAAUAUAGCUGGCUAACCCACAAGGACUGGAAUGUGAACUAAGCUCUUCAGAGUUCCUUCAAUUUUUGAAAAAUCUUAGUAAUAGCAUAGUCAUUUGAAAAAACACACACAGUAUAAUGAAAUACUGAGAAGCUCUACAAUUCUAUACCAGUCCAGAUGGUCUCAAAUUCUUUAUUUGGAACACGUUGUGAAAAUUUAGAUGUGUAUACAGUUGUAUGCUUGGUCUGAAAGUUUGGUUGCUAAAUUGGGAUUUUGUCAGAUUUGACUUUGCUAUUUUAAAAAAAACACAAUUGAACAAAAAAAAUUGAUGCAAGAGACACAGCUGGGACAACAGUCAGGUAGGGACACAAAGUCUGAGAAAGUAAAGUUAUUCGCGUGGAAGACACACCUUGACACACAUACCCUAUUUAGGCAUGAUGCAUUUUUUCACAGCCUCUUCAUAUGAAAGCAUGAGAAAAGGGAUUAAAGUUUUUUAAUCAUGAAAACUGAGAUUCUUUCCCAGAGACAGUGUUUCUCAUCUACCCCAUGUCAGCACUACGAUGUGGCGUAUGUGGCAGUGGAGGAAGAAACUCAGGGAACUGUGCAAUGGACAGCAUUCCCUCUCCUCCCCAUCAUAGCACUGCAAUAGAGAAUGUUUUCUUGCAAAUGCACCUCUCUGAGCUUAAGUUUUGAUUAUAUGAUGCAAUCGCCUACUCUCUAAAAUUGUGUUAGGAAAAUGAUGCAAAUUACAAGGGGUUUUCAUUUAAACCUGCCCUACCCUCACUUUGAACUGUGAUAAGUGCUUUGUUUCAGCUGCCCUGAAUACCGAAUGAAUGAUAUAUGUUUAUUGUGCAAAGAGGCUUUUUUAAAAAAAUCUGCUUCAGUGUCUCUUUGGAGUGUUAAAAUCUUAGACUGUGCCACCUGUACAUAAAUUUUGGAAUUCUAUUUUGUGAUAUACAGGCAACCCCUGAUUUCCGCAGGGGCUAUGUUCUGGGUCAUCACGUGCUAUGGCAGAGCAUGCAUAAGCCCGCCUGGGUUGCCACGAUGUGUGCAUGGUCACACAUCAAUCGGAUGCACAUAAAUCAGUAGCUGCCUGUGUAUCUAUUUGUGUGUGCUUGUAUAUACAUGCACACACAUAUACACAUACUUUAAUGUAGAAGAUUCCCAGCAAAACUGAUUGCACUAAAAUAAUUUUAAUUCCAGUUAACAAUUUAAUCUCAGUUGCUGUGCUCAGGUCCUGCUUGCAGGCUUCUGCAGGCAUCUGACUGUCCACUGGAGGAACUGAAUUCUGGACUAGGUGAGCCAUUGGUCUGAUCCAGGUUUGUCUUGUGUUCCCAUGUUCUAACACCCCCAUCGUGACCCAAAAUAAUUUAUUACCUCUGUUUCCCAUACAUUCAAAUGGCCUAAUAUUGUUUUCCCCUCUACCAGUGUUUUGGCAGUUUGCUCACUAGGAGGAUUACUUUGGGGGAAGAAAACCCCAAAUAUUGACAUAUAGGCAAUAUAGUCCCUGCUGGAAGGUAGCAGCAACUGCCUUCUGUCAGAGAAGACAAAAUGUGAUAAAUUGUAUGGCUGAUAAUUUGCUGGCGUGCGCCUUUGCCAAAAUACGUUCUGAACCCAUAUUUAAACCUACUGUAUAAUCUGUUUAGAAGCGUUAUGCUUAGGUUUCUUUUCAGAGUUGGAAAAAUUGGGAUUAAAGUCAAAACACAGUUUCAGUCCAAUUUUCUUCACAUCCCAGUUCUAAUAAAGACACUGUCCAGUCUUCUCCAUAGGCACGUGCUCAACUUUUCCUCAAACACACCUUGCAAAAUGACUAUUUAAAAAAUACAAACUUACCCAUUUUUAAUUCAACGUGGGGAUGCAAUGGGAAAGUAGAUGGAAAGCUUGGUGCAUUUUUUGUUGCCUGUGAAUAAAAUUAUAUUUCUGAAAAUGUUAUAUAUCAAAAGAAUUGCUUACUUUGGUGGAAGUAUAACAGUAGCUAUGGGUGUGUACAGUUAUCUUUAGUAAUUUAUUCAAAGGUAUGUUCGCAACUGGCUGUACUUAUACUGAUUAAAGA
This is a messenger RNA of Podarcis muralis (Common wall lizard), 8127 nucleotides long. It is a transcript of the gene LGR6, whose product is annotated as leucine rich repeat containing G protein-coupled receptor 6. Gene Ontology annotation, biological process: adenylate cyclase-activating G protein-coupled receptor signaling pathway; hormone-mediated signaling pathway; activation of adenylate cyclase activity. Gene Ontology annotation, cellular component: plasma membrane. The record is from RefSeq and is a predicted model, not a curated record. Gene Ontology annotation, molecular function: protein-hormone receptor activity; protein binding; G protein-coupled peptide receptor activity. Lineage: Eukaryota; Metazoa; Chordata; Lepidosauria; Squamata; Lacertidae.